CUAAGAAAAAAAAAAGAUACCUACUUGUUUGUUUGCUAAUUAUUUAUUUUCAAAAACAUUUAUGUAGUUUAUUAGAAUGUAAAUCAUGGAUUUUAAUGAAAAUAACUCUGAAAGUGUCAAAAAUGAUUCAAUUAAACCCAUAAACGUCGAUACGGUCCAUAAAAUAUGUUCUGGACAGGUCGUAUUAAGUUUAGCAGUGGCUGUGAAAGAGCUUGUGGAAAACUCUUUAGAUGCGGGUUCAACAAACGUUGAUGUUAGAUUGAAAAACUACGGAAUUGAACUCAUAGAAGUGUCUGAUAAUGGAGCUGGGGUGACAGAAGACAAUUUUGCAGCUUUAACAUUGAAACACCACACAUCGAAGCUAAGUGAGUACUCAGACUUACUUGGGGUGUCUAGUUUUGGGUUCAGAGGUGAAGCCUUGAGUUCUCUUUGUGCCUUAGCUAAUCUCAUGAUUACUACUAGGCAUCAAAGUUCAAGCUAUGCAACUAAAAUAGAAUAUGAUCACAAAGGGCAUAUAGUGAAGAAGACACCAUGUUCUAGGCAAGUAGGGACAACUGUGAGCUUGUCUAACCUCUUCCAUUCCUUGCCUGUUAGACAGAAAGAGUUCCACAAAAAUGCCAAAAGAGAAUUCAAUAAAAUGACCCAUCUCUUGUAUGCUUAUUGUUUGAUAUCCCUGGGAGUCAAGAUAACAUGCACAAAUCAGACAAGCUCUAAUGCAAAGUCGAUAGUUGUGGCUACUCAAGGGUCUACAUCAUAUAAAGACAACAUUGCUUGUGUCUUUGGAUCAAAACAAUUGCAGACAAUACUAGAAAUAAAGCCUGAAUAUGUUACCAAUAUCAAGGAGAAUAUAUUUAAAGGAUUGUCACAAGAAACAGAAGAUAUAGAGGAAAGUGUUAAUAUUGAAGAAGUGGAAAUAGAUCUGUCUGAAGAUUCAAAUGAUGCAGAACCUAAAGGUGACAGCAUAGCCAGUUCACAGAAAUCACAAGGCUACAAAAAUAUGCCCAAACCCAUUGAAUUUACAGGAUUUAUUUCCUCAUGUGCACAUGGUAGUGGGAGGUCUAGUGCAGAUAGGCAAUUUUACUAUGUCAACUCUAGACCAUGUGAACCAACAAAAAUGAUAAAAUUAAUCAAUGAAGUGUACAGGCAGUACAACACCAAUCAAUACCCCUUUGUGUUUCUAAAUGUAAACAUGGAGAGAACUACAGUGGACGUCAACGUAACACCAGAUAAAAGGAAAAUAUUUCUUACUAAAGAAAAAAUUGUAUUGGAUGUCCUUAAAAAUUCUUUGCUUAAACUUUUUGAGGAUAUACCAAGGACUUUAAAAGUAGAGACAAGUCUAUACAGCAAAGCUACAGAUGAUGUCAAACCAGAUUUAGAUCAACCAAGAAUUUUCACUUCAUUUCUACAACGAUAUAACAUUAAUAAUUCUUCAUCUAGUACAUCCCAAAAAAAUGAAACAGUUAAUUCGAAAAGUUUAGAACUGAAACGUAAAUCGACCUCAAUGCUAGAUUUUGUUUCAACUAAAGUUAAGAAGACACAUAAUGGUGAAGUAAACACUGAAGAACAAAUUAACACUAAACUAAAUUAUGAUAAUAUUGAAACUGAAUCAUCUCUUACAAUGAAUGAUCAUCACAAAGAGGCUGACCAAGUAAAAAUUGAAAAAGAUAUAAUAAUCAAAGACUGUCUCUCUGAUGAAGAAUUUAGAACAAUUCAUAACAAUGGGAAUAAUAAGGAGGAUAAAGAAAUAGGGGAUAGUAGUAAAGACGUAAUAUAUUUAGAAGCAACAGAUAAAUUACCAAACACUCAAAUUAGAGAUCUAAGUGAAGUUAUCAUAGAAAAAUCUCACACAAUAUCCUGCAAAACAAAAUCAAACUCCUCAAAAGCUAACACCUCUUAUGAUGUGAUGAUUGAGAGACCCAUGAAAAAAUCUAAAAUAGCAACAGAUAAAGAGGAUUUGGGAAAAUAUAACAGAAAAACUGUGACUUUAAAAACAUGUUUAGAACAUGUUAAGGCUUUAGCAGACAUUUACAAUACACAGAAAGUGAAAUAUGCACCAGAAAGAAUAAAAUUCAAAGGUGCAAUUAACCCUGUAUUUAACAAGAAAUGUGAAGAAGAAUUAACUAAAGAAAUAUCAAAAGACUCUUUUCAGAAAAUGACUGUUAUUGGUCAGUUCAAUUUAGGUUUCAUCAUAACAAGGUUAGAUGAUGAUCUAUUCAUUAUUGAUCAGCAUGCAACUGAUGAAAUUUAUAACUUCGAAACUUUACAGAAAACAACAGAACUGACGUCACAGAAGCUUGUUAUUCCCCAGCAACUUGAAUUAACUGGUGUAAAUGAGCAGAUACUAAUGGAUAAUUUGGAGGUCUUCAAGAAAAAUGGAUUUACUUUUGAUAUAAAUGCUGAAGCCCUACCUACAAAGAGGGUGAAACUACUUACCAUACCUAUGUCUAAAAACUGGAUAUUUGGCAAGGAGGACAUUGAAGAACUUUUGUUUAUGUUGAGGGAAUCCCCAUCAGAAUACUGCCGGCCAAGUAGAGUAAGAGCAAUGUUCGCGUCACGCGCCUGUCGAAAGUCUGUUAUGAUCGGGACAGCCCUCAGCAAAUGUGAUAUGAAGAAACUAGUUGAUCAUAUGGGCGAAAUCGACAAACCUUGGAAUUGUCCUCACGGAAGACCCACAAUACGGCACUUGGUGAACCUAGCAAUGGUUCAUACAAAAUCUGAUACCUAAAACCCUUUAAUCUGAAAUCAAAACUAAUCAUGGAAAUAUUACGACUCCAUUUUUAAAUAAAAAGAUUAAAUAUA
Molecule: messenger RNA, 2799 nt
Organism: Pectinophora gossypiella (pink bollworm)
Lineage: Eukaryota; Metazoa; Arthropoda; Insecta; Lepidoptera; Gelechiidae
Gene: Pms2
Product: mismatch repair endonuclease PMS2
Exons: 8
Coding region: 86-2725 (879 amino acids)
Biological process (GO): mismatch repair
Cellular component (GO): MutLalpha complex
Molecular function (GO): ATP binding; ATP hydrolysis activity; mismatched DNA binding
Source: RefSeq, a predicted model, not a curated record